Candidozyma duobushaemuli is the source of this 1686-nucleotide messenger RNA. Its product is annotated as MFS transporter. The transcript has a single exon. Bases 1 to 1686 code for a protein of 561 amino acids. Lineage: Eukaryota; Fungi; Ascomycota; Pichiomycetes; Serinales; Metschnikowiaceae. Gene Ontology annotation, molecular function: transmembrane transporter activity. Gene Ontology annotation, biological process: transmembrane transport. The record is from RefSeq and is a predicted model, not a curated record.
AUGAGUCAAACGUCAGAAGAUACUUACUCGAGAAAUGAAGAUGAUCUCAAAGUCUACACACCUGAAGAUGUUACCUCUAGGGAGGAAGAUGUGAUCAGAAGAAUAGAAACCAACACUGGUGUGCAGCUGCUUGUUCACUCUGUUGGUAGUGGUAUUGUUGAGUUAGGUCCUUUGGAAGAGCCCUAUGAUGUUCAGAGAGUCGAGACGCACCCGGAUCCUAACACUACAUACCACGAAGCUGAUGAAUGGAAGUACCCAAUUGACAAAGAAACACAAAUGAGAAUUGUUCAUUGGGUUGAAGGUGACAAACAAAAUCCUAAGAAUUUUGGUUCAGCAAGAAAAUGGGUCAUCACUUUGGUUUUGGGAUUUAUCUGUUUUAUUGUUGCAUUCGGCUCUGCAGUUGUCACUGGUGAUAUGGCGGGCCCAUCGAAAUACUUUGGUGUUUCAGAGGAGGUUUACAUUUUGGCUGCUGUGACUGUUUUCGUCCUUGGUUUUGGAUUUGGCCCACUUGUAUUCGCUCCAUUCUCCGAAGAAUUGGGAAGACAACCUGUUUACCUUGUCACUUUGGGUGUUGCUCUUGUUUUCAUCAUUCCUUGUGCCGUCGCCAAGAACAUCGGAACCAUGAUUGUUUGUCGUUUGAUUGACGGUAUUGCAUUCUCUGCCCCAAUGUGUCUUAUUGGUGGCUCUUUGGCUGAUAUCUGGGACUCCCGUGAAAGAGGUAAAGCGAUGGCAGUCUUCUCUGCCGCUCCAUUCUUGGGUCCUGCCGUCGGUCCAGUAUUCGGUGGCCUUAUUGGUGAUUACGGUUCCACAUGGAGAUGGAUCUACUGGACUUUCUUGAUCUGUGGUGGCUUUGGCUACAUCAUCUUGGCCAUUUUUGUCCCAGAGACUCACCACCAGACUCUCCUCAGAAGAAGAGCUAAGAAGCUCAGAAAGUUAACUGGUGACGAUUCUUACAGAGCUUUAAGUGAGCUCAAGAUCAGAACCGUCAAGGAGAAGGUGAAUGACUCUUUGCUCAGACCUUUCAUUUUGCUUACCGAGCUUAUUGUCUUCCUUGUCACCAUGUACAUGGCUGUCAUCUACGGUUUGCUUUACAUGUUCUUCUUUGCUUACCCUGUUGUCUACAUGGAGGGUAAGGGUUGGUCUGCUUCCAUGACUGGUGUGAUGUUCCUUCCUAUCGCUGGUGGCUGUGUCGUUGCUACCCUUUUUGCACCACUCAUCAACAAGGACUACAUCAGAAAAGCCCAGCCUUAUGUUGACAGAGGAGAGCUUCCUCCUCCAGAGUUGAGAUUGAGACCUAUGCUCGUAGCUUGUUGGUUUGUUCCAGCGGGUUUAUUCGCAUUCGCAUGGUCUUCCUACCCACACAUCUCAUGGGCUGGUCCUGCUUUCAGUGGUUUCGGAUGUGGCAUUGGUUUCUUGUCCUUGUACAACCCUGCUAACAAUUAUAUCGUCGACUCAUACCAGCAUUACGCUGCCAGCGCAUUGGCCGCCAAAACUUUCGUGAGAUCCAUUUGGGGUGCCUGCGUUCCUCUUUUUACAAUGCAGAUGUACCAUAGAUUGGGAGACCAGUGGGCCACGUCUUUGAUGGCCUUCAUUGCUUUGGCUUGUUGUCUCAUUCCAUACGCAUUCUACAUCUGGGGCGCCAAAGUCAGAGAGUUCUCCAGAUACGCUUACACUGAUCAGAAGUAA